Messenger RNA from Lagenorhynchus albirostris (white-beaked dolphin), 3048 nucleotides. It is a transcript of the gene FRMD8, whose product is annotated as FERM domain containing 8. The coding region runs from base 144 to 1670 and encodes 508 amino acids. Gene Ontology annotation, biological process: negative regulation of canonical Wnt signaling pathway. The record is from RefSeq and is a predicted model, not a curated record. NCBI's taxonomy places the organism in Eukaryota, Metazoa, Chordata, Mammalia, Artiodactyla, Delphinidae. The transcript is spliced from 12 exons. Gene Ontology annotation, cellular component: cytoskeleton; plasma membrane.
CUCUGCUUCCGCGUAGCAGCCCCGGGAGCUGGAGCCGAAGUGGGAUUCAGAGUGCCGGCCGGCGGUGAGGCCGGGGCAGCAGCUGGCGGCCGGGGUCAGGGCAGGAACCUGGACUGAGGCGGCGGGCGCUGCGUCCCUGCAAGAUGGACGGAACAGAAGGCAAUGGGGGGCAACCCGGCCCCGCUGAUCGGUCCCAUCGAAGCAGCGUGUCCUCCGUGGGAGUCCGAGCAGCCGACGUGCUGGUGUACCUGGCGGAUGACACAAUGGUGCCCCUGGCCGUGGAGAACCUGCCCUCGCUCACUGCCCAUGAGCUGCAUCAGGCCGUCCGUGAGGUCCUGCAGCUCCCGGAUGUUGCCCUGGAUGCCUUUGCGCUCUGGCUUGUCUCCCCUCUGCUGGAGGUGCAGCUGAAGCCCAAGCACCAGCCCUACAAGCUGGGCCGCCAGUGGCAGGAACUGCUGCUGCGAUUCACCGACGCUCCGGACGAUGACGUGGCCAUGGGUCAGUGCUGCUGCCUGUGCGUCCCUGUCUCGGGCCCACCGGGGUCUGGAGCACGGACCCCGGGCCCAGCCAGGCCUCCCCUGGCAGAUGAGCCUUCCCUGCAGUUCCGGAGGAACGUGUUUUUCCCCAAACGGCGGGAGCUCCAGAUCCAUGACAAGGAGGUCCUGCGGCUGCUCUACGAGGAGGCCAAGGGCAACGUGCUGGCCGCUCGGUACCCAUGCGACGUGGAGGACUGCGAGGCCCUGGGUGCCCUGGUGUGCCGUGUGCAGCUUGGGCCCUACCAGCCUGGCCAGCCCACUGCCUGUGCCCUGAGGGAGAAGCUGGACUCCUUCCUCCCUGCCCACCUCUGUAAGCGGGGCCACGGGCUCUUCGCUGCCCUCCGGGGCCGUGGGACCAAGGCCGGAACUGGCGAGCAGGGCCUGCUGAACGCCUACCGCAGGGUGAAGGAGGUAGCCGGCAGCGAGAGCGAGCACGAGGCCUCCCUCAGCCCCCACUACCGCGCCUACCUCCUCAAGUGCCACGAGCUGCCCUUCUACGGGUCUGCCUUCUUCCACGGCGAGAUUGACAAACCAGCCCAGGGCUUUUUGCACCGGGGAGGGCAAAAGCCAGUGUCUGUGGCCAUCAGUCUGGAGGGCGUGCACGUCAUUGACAGCAGGGAGAAGCACGUCCUGCUGGGCCUGCGCUUCCAGGAGCUGUCGUGGGACCACACCUCUCCCGAGGAGGAGGAGUCUGUCCUGUGGCUGGAGUUCGACGGGGACAAUGAGGGCACACCGGUCAACAAGCUCCUCAAGAUCUACUCCAAGCAGUUGUCUUGGCUGAUAGCACUGCCUCGGACCCCUGUUACAGUGGCCGAGCUGAUGAGCAGCCUCAUCGAGUACUGCAUCGAGCUGAGCCAGGCCGCGGAGCCCGCCACCCCUCAGGAGAGCGCGGCCGGCCCGGCCUCGGCCCCUGGCUCCUCACCACCCCCAACUCAACACCCCCAGCUGCGGAGGCAGGGCAGCGUGGUGUGCAGCCGGAUCCAGCAUCUCUCCACCAUCGACUACGUGGAGGAGGGUGAGCAGAUCAAGCGGGUGAAACCGAAGCGCAGCACGUCCUUCUUCAGCCGGCAACUCUCCCUGGGCCAGGGGAGCUACGCCAUGGUGCAGCCCACCGAGAGCCUGGAGCAGGGCUGAGGGCCGCAGUGCCUGGUGGGAGGGCGUGGGGACAGCCCCCGGACAUGGCCCAGCAUCAUGCUACCUGAGGGGGAGCGCUGGGAGGAGGGCAGCCUCAGCGUGUGGACAAGUCACUUCUGUACCCGGGACGCUGCCCGGGCUGCGCUGUGCAGAGCCAGCUGGGAGCAGCCGCAGGAUCCCUCCUGCAGCCUGCCUGCCCUCCCUCCGGACGCUGGGCCCCGCUGCAGUCUCAGGACCAAUCUGACCAGGCCCCGGCCGCCCCCUCCCACCCAGGGACUCGCCUUUGUGCCCCUCUCAAAACGGACAGUAUCCCCUGCCCUGAAGUCCCCGCUGGAGGCAGGUGUCCCCACUGGAGGAGGAAUAGGGCUCAGGACACUUGGGUGUACUAUGUGUCUUUGGUCUUUCCCCUGGACUUUGGUGACCACAUCCCUGCAUUCCUUCUGCUGCAUUCCAGCCCACACCACCAGGCUGGGACGUGGCCCUGCGGGGAGAGGGCAGGGGGCCUCCCUGGACUGAAACACAGCAGGAACAGAGAAGGUGAGGCCCCCACCAAGCCCUCCCCGGCUGGAUGAAACUGGAUGGCCCCUGCGCCCCUCACUCAGGCCUCUUUUGCGGGCAGGAGACACUCUGACCAGAAGGAAAGUGUGCUUGCUCAUCUUUGGUGAUGCCACUGUGCUGGGAGCUGGCUGUCCUGUGGACCAGCAAGUCCACUGGACCCACGGUCCACACCCGGAGGAGCUCCCAAACCCCCUUGGGCUUCAGGUUUUAGUUUUGAUCUUUCUUUGUCUGCUUUGGUUCCAUGAAGCCUGUGAACUUGGGCAACUCACAAGGUUGCUGCCACCAGCCUCAGAGCCACUGGCGCUCCUUCCAGGAUGGCGCUGUGGUUUCACCCAGCCUGAGCCAGGGGGCCGGCCCAUGCACGGGAAACCCCAGGACGGGAGUGGUCUCCUCCUUCCUGAGGACCUUGUAGGUAGGCUGGAUGUGGCCUGGGCAUGGCUCUUCCCACACCCGCCUGCCUUCCCCCAGAUGAGCUGGCCUCGGGGAGGGCCUCCCAGCCCUCGGGCUCCUCCGUGGUAGGUCCCUGGCUUUCAUGAGCGCUUCCUGGGACUUGAGGCAGUCCCAGCUCAGCACAGGCUUUGCUUUGUCUUCCCUUCCCCGGGGAGAAUGUGGGAGAGGAAAUGUGAACCUCUUGUCUCCGGAUUUCCGGUCACCUCCUUCUCUCUUGGUGACUCUCGAGCACUCCAGAUGUUUCGAGGUGGCUUGCCUUUCAGCCGUAGGGACUGUUAUCUGUCAAUACAUAGGCGUCUCCAGUCUUUUGGAACGUCCUAGCCGUAGGACACCUCAUCUCUCCUCCUGGAGCCCCUCCACGGCUCCCAGC